Messenger RNA from Seriola aureovittata, 1260 nucleotides. Its product is annotated as nuclear apoptosis-inducing factor 1-like. Gene Ontology annotation, cellular component: nucleus. Lineage: Eukaryota; Metazoa; Chordata; Actinopteri; Carangiformes; Carangidae. The transcript has 3 exons. The coding region runs from base 217 to 843 and encodes 208 amino acids. The record is from RefSeq and is a predicted model, not a curated record.
UCAUUUAUCAAUCUUGCGUGAAAACAGGCGCAGAUCUGAGCGCAGAAUUGGUCGUACGAUAGGAUCCACGUGUGAUUCAUGAAACAUUCGUAUCUGACCAAUCCCAGCGUACGAAUGAUCGGCUCUUGAUAAAUGCGGCGGCUGAAAUCGAUCGUCAUUAACAUGUUACGCCCUUAAAUAUUCCUGGUUCGGAGGCCCCGCCCACUAAGGUCAAACAUGGAGAGAAGAGUUACUGGCAAAAAACGAAACUUUUCAGAGAUGGAGAUCGACAUCCUGACAUCCGAGGUGGCGCAAAAUAAGGAUGUGCUUUUUGUCAGUCUGAAGAGCGGGAUCACAGGAGCUCAUAAAACCGCUGUGUGGAAGAGGGAGACGGAGGCAGUCAACAGCGUUGCCAUAGAGGAACGGACUCCGGCUGAGGUCAAGAAAAAGUGGUCUGAUUUAAAGCUGGCCACCAAAAAGCGGGUUACUGCACUAAAGCGCAACAUCAGGCAGACUGGAGGAGGCCAACCAGACUCCAGCCUGAUCUUGACGGGGACAGAGGAGAAAAUUGCCUCGUUGAUUGGGUCCGAGUCGAUCUCGGGCAUAAGUGGUGGAGGAGACACAGACGCACUCGCGUCAGAGCCAGAGCAGAAUGAGCCAGGCACCAGCGGUAUGUCGGCCAGGUCUCCUCCCCAGACUGGUCCCACUGCUGCCAAGAGUGAGCGCGUGCCCUCUGCCCCCCGUGCUGCGCCAAGACCAAACAUCGUCACGGCAUGUAUUUAUUUAUUGACCUCAGUUGUCGGCGCACUUGAGGCAAUAAAUAACACAUUAAAAGAAAUUAAUGACACUCUAAAAAAGCCAUAAUAAAAUGUUUAAAUGACUAAAUGUUGUCCAUUGUCUGUGUUUAGUAUGACUUUAGCCAAUUUCACCUAGAAUACUUUACAUUACUGAUUAAAUACUGCAGAGCAUUUGCAUGAGUUUAAGGUAUACUUUACGUUUUAAAAGCGAUGAAUGAGGUCCUGUCUCCUCCGUAUAGCCCCCAGUGGAGGCUGCACUGGCCGAGGUUCCAUGGGCAUUGGCUCAUCUGGCUGCACCGGCACAUCAAAAGGCAAACCGUUCACUAAUGCAAUGUUGUGCAAAACUGAACAGGCCAUAAUAAUGUCGCACACUUCUUCUGCGGUAUACAAUAGCGUUCCUCCUGCUGGUCCGAGACAGAGCCACCUGCCCUUCAGCAACCCGAAGCAGCGCUCCACAGUGACCCGUGUGCGUGUGUGCGCACUA